This is a messenger RNA of Chilo suppressalis (striped riceborer), 1223 nucleotides long. The record is from the annotation of a GenBank genome assembly. NCBI's taxonomy places the organism in Eukaryota, Metazoa, Arthropoda, Insecta, Lepidoptera, Crambidae.
UGAAAGAAAGUUGAUGUGAAAUUGUGUUAAUAUCUGCUGAAUUCUUGAGUCCUUAUCAAUUGUAAAAUAUAUAGCUACCAUUAAAACAUGUGUUUUUAAUAGUUUUUGUCUUAUGUCAAGUAUGUUGGUCCAAUGGCAAAUGAUUGAUUGAACACUCGUUCAAAAUAUAAAAAAUACAAAAAUAAUGCAGGAUCAACAAAAGAAAGGGCAUAAAUGUCCACACGAAGGCUGUAAUGCUACAUUUAGUAGACCAUAUAGAGUGACUGAUCACUUAUAUGCUGUACACACUAAUUUGAGGGCUUAUGAAUGCAAAGAAGAGGGUUGUUCAAAAUCAUAUUCCAAUAAAAGUCAUCUGAUCAGACAUAUAAAUACAGUACAUAAACAUAUCCAGAAUGAUGUCCUGUACAGCUGCCCUAUUUGUUUGAAAACAUUUGUCAAUCGACAAAAUUUAAAAAGACAUGUUAAAAUUCAACAUCUGCUCAAAGAUUAUUUCAUAUGUGAUAUUUGUAAAAUUAACUUCAAAAAGAAAAACCAAUUAAGGGCACACAUGUACCAACACACUGGAAUAAAAUCAUUUGUCUGUGGGAUAUGUCCAGAUAAAGCUUUUGUCACACUAUAUGAUAAGAAACGACACUUGAGAUGUCAUAAAAAAUAUGACUGUGUUGAAUGCCAGUUGCAGUUUAAUGUUUGGUCUCAAUACCAAAAACAUAGAAAACUGGUGCAUGAAGUAGCAGAAUACAUUUGUAAUGAAUGUAAGAGGAGCUUUAAGAAAAGAAGUCAUAUUGUACAUCAUGUCAAAAUACACAGUCCGUCACAUAUGAGCACAUUGUACAAAUGUCCAUAUGAAAACUGUCCAAGACUUUAUACCAGAAAUAGUAAUCUCAGGCAGCAUAUUCUGAUUAAACAUGUAACUCUUACACAUGAGUGUGUAUUGUGUAAGGCUCAGUUGUCAUCAAAGGCUUGUUUAAAAAAGCACAUGAAAAUACAUGAACAGCCUCCAAAAGAACCAUCACCACGGAAAACGAAAGCUACUGGACGAAAGGAGAGAAAAGACAAAGGAAUACCAAGAUCAAUAACAGCUCUCAAACUAGCAGGCUGUGAAGUUAUUAUAGAAGAAACCGAUGAAGAAUUCAUUACUCCAGAUAUAAGAAUCAUUAACCUGUAGUACUCAUGUACCAACCGCAUUGCACAACCAGUAAUGCUACAGGUACAUUCUUGUCCCC